This is a messenger RNA of Belonocnema kinseyi, 4244 nucleotides long. RefSeq lists its product as uncharacterized. Lineage: Eukaryota; Metazoa; Arthropoda; Insecta; Hymenoptera; Cynipidae. The coding region runs from base 426 to 3242 and encodes 938 amino acids. The record is from RefSeq and is a predicted model, not a curated record. The transcript has 6 exons. Gene Ontology annotation, molecular function: protein binding.
UCAGUUUUCAUAAUAUAAACAAAAAAUCCUGUAUGAUGUUUAAACUAAAGUUUAAACAAAAUUGAAAAGUGUUUGCUUUAGGCGUCCCUGCAUUGCUGUCUUUUGCCAAGUGAACCCCCCACCCCUAAACCACGUGCAUCUCAGCAACGCCACAACAGAAAAUCGUCAGUCAGUCGUGCCAAAGAAGCGCCGGUGUGUGAACGUCUGUUCUGUGUCGUCAUCCUACGAGUUGUCCGAAUAAAAAAAACAUUAUUUUAAAAUUGUGUGUCAAAUAGAAAAAGGCCGUAUAAGACUUUAUUGUUUUAUUAGUGAAUAUAUUAAACAGUUUUUAAAAUUAAUUUUCGCAAAGUGCUCGAAGUCUACGGAAAUUGCCGUCAUUCAUGGACUAUGUUCGAGUUUGAAAGCUAACCUUUCUCGGUGCCAUAAUGCGUCUAUUCAAGAGGCGGUCCGAAGACCCUAGUCCGGAAUUGGUGUCGGCGACGCCGAUUUCUCCAGAAGGUUCGAUUGAAGAGACAAAAACUGCUGAUGACAAUGUGGGAUCACCAGUGUCAUCACUAGGGGAGUCAAUGCCUCCGCCACCACCAGGCUCAACGUCCUCGUUCUCUGCUCGCAAAGGAAUUUCAACUUGGGGAAGAAAAUUCGGCAGAAGGUUCGACCAACUGAAAAGAUCAGAAAGUUCAGAAGUGCUUUCAGUCUCGGGAAGAAGACGUCGUUGGAGUCCAAACCGGAAAAGCUGUGGUGACAUGUCGGAUAAAAAGGAAGUAGAUUCUCCUCCCACGCCAGAUCAUCACAAACCGAGGAGAAUUUCCCGAGUAGAAUCCCUAAGAAAUUUCCUUAGAGGUUCAGAGAAGAACAACAAUGUUGAAUCGAAAACUAAAAAUACGACCAUUGAAGAAGAGGAUUAUAGUAACUAUAAGAUGGACAAAUCUUAUAGUGAAGGAGUUUUACAAAACUGUCGAAGGACACCUAGCUCUGAACGCGACAUCGACACCCUGAAGAGAAAAAAAGAGACUUUGAGCCGUAGUAUACAAGAUCUUCAAAAACGAGUUCCAGAACUGGAUAAAUUAGAGAUGGAAUUCACUAGGCGGUUUUUAAGUUCUCAGCGAUCCACCAGUACUUCAUCGAUUGAUUUGCAGAAAGUCUCGAUGCAAAAUAACAGCAGUGUCAGGAGGACUAUUUUCAAUACUCAGGAAAAAACUGGCGACCUCAAUGCCAACGAGAAUAUAAGCAACAAUAACGAAAAAUUCGAACGACCCAAGUCUGUUUUAAUAUCCGGAAUGGAAGAUUUGCUGAACAAUUUAAGGCUUGGUUGCGACGAGAGUGGUUAUGAUUCCGAUAGCACGAGAACUGGAGCCGAUUCCCCUGACAGUGGAAAAUCUGUUCAGCCCAUGUCGAGUCCACGAAAAUUCUCUAUUACAUCAGAAGAUUACCAGGGUAUUGAUUUGUCAUUAGCUAUCAGCAUGCCCAAGAAACUUGAAUCUUCAGAUUCUUCAGAAUCAUCUGAAAGUUCAAAACCCUUAGUACCGACAGAACCUUUAGAAUCUUCGGAACCUUCAGAAUCUUCUUCAACCAAAGCUCAUGACAUAACCCUGAUUGCUGACAAUGAUGCUUUUCUUGCUAUUGAAGAUGCAUUAAACUCAUCUGUACUAACUACGGAAACGACUUUGGUCAUGUCUAAUGAGGAUUACGAUGGCUGUGACAACACCACCAUUACGAACGUAACUGAUUUUUCGCUCACUACACCUAAAAGUCAGAUUUAUGAUUCCGCUGACUUGCAAAAGACAAUCUUGCCGAAGAAGAUCAUGGAUUUAAAAAGUUUGUCAGAGUCAAAUCUGAGACCGAAUUCAGUUUGUCGAACCCCAGUGAAGAAUCCACCAUCAAAGCAAACAAUGACAAAUCGAGUAUCGAAUCUCGGAAAUUCAGAGAAGGAACUGAAGACUCCCGGAAAAAGUUACAAAGGCCGGAAAAGUGUCUGCGUUAUGAAUCUCUUAGAAAAUGCAGCAUCACCUUGCAGAGAUAGUCCGCCGGCUCUUAAAUUUUCCUCGCCUGUUGUGGUGGAUCCGAUUCAGUAUUACACUCCGAAGCGUUCGCGAUCUGAUAUGGAGCCCGAAGGUCCCGAAAAUGUAUUGCCGAGGCGGAAAGUAAAAAAGCCAGUGCUUGUAACCACACCUCCUAAAAUGGCACCUCUUACUUCUACAACAAAGACGCUUGUCAGGAGGGAAUUAAAAACAAUGAAGCUGAUUGUCGAAUCCCCAGGAAACCUAGGAAUCUCAGUGGAAAGGAAACAGGCCGUGAGACCCUUUUAUAUAAUUUCGAAACUGGACCCCAACGGUGAUGCGGAGCAAUCGAAUCAAUUUAGAAUUGGGGAUGAAAUUGUAAGAGUUUGCGGUCGAAGAAUUCGGGGGAUGUCAGAAGUGGAAGCAAGAAACGCCCUGAGAAGUUGUUUCGGUGCUAUCGAACUUCAGAUUGCAAGAGAACCAACCUUCGCUUUCGGGGGAGAAUUCGGAGACACCUGGGGAGAAAAAAUCAUUACAAGAGCGAAAAGCGACUUUGAAAUUUGGUCUCUAAAAGCUUCUAGUGAAGAAAAAUUUGAGGAGGAUUCAGCAAUGGUGAUUGACACGUCGAAAAGAAAUUUUACUGAUAGUUUGUGCGACACGCAAGAGACUAAUUCCUUGAAAGAAGAUGACAAACUUAGGAAAGAAGGGACAACUGAAAAAAUCGUCGAUGAUGAUGAGGACGCGCCAUGUAAAAUUGUUGGAGCAAUAACAAAAGACGGGAAAAGUGUUUCAAUAUGUACGAUGAACCAAAUCGAGAAAGUGGAUCAUCAAGGUGGAGAAGAUCAAAGCCGUAAGAUUACUGGGAUGAAAAAGUUUCACGUGGUUAGAAAAAGGAACUUGAAUGCAACACCUUAUUCGAGAAGAGCUACAAGUCUUCCUAUGGAUUUAAUGACAAUUUAUCUGGAAAAGGGCUCAACGAAGAAACUCGGAUUUACGAUUGUUGGAGGAACCGAUAGCAAUAAAGGAAGUAUGGGAAUUUUUGUUAAGGAUAUUAUGCCUGAUGGCCAAGCCGCAGAACAAGGAACCCUCAGAGUUGGAGACGAAAUUCGGGCAAUCAAUGGUAUUCCCAUGGAGGGAUUAACUCACGCGAAAGCACUGCAAACCUUUAAAGCAGCCAAAGCAGGAACAAUGAUUUUACAUGUUGGAAGGAGAGAUCCAGCUAAUAAACGGUUGGCGAGACGAUAAAGUUGCUUUUUAUUAACCUUAGUUGUAUCUUUCAGUCGAAGUCUUACGAUUGUCUCGACAAACUCAUUGAGAGUGAAGAAGAAUAAUUCGUUUUUUGAACUUGAUGAAGAUGGGAUGAAUCGCAGUGAAACAAAAAUUUAGUUGAAAUUAAAGGAUUGAAAUCGAAUUUCUCUAUAAAUCCAUAGACUUCUAUUUUACAUAAUAGCAUGUACAGAUAAUUUAUAGUGUACAUUUUGGAAGAGAAUGACAAAUACUUAGCUAUAAGACUUUUUAGUUUAAGAAAUGUGAUAUUCGUGUACUAGUUUUAUAUGAUACUGACGAAAUUUUCAGGAAGAGGUCGGCUAACUUAAAAUCGACAUUUUCUCCGCAACUUUGUAAAAAAUUUAUUUUUCAUUACCUCUCAAGAAAUUGAAAAUUAUAAAGCAUGUGUGACUGAAUUCUCUAAUUUAAUCGUUUUUAUCCAUAAGAAUGAUCUUCAUUUGGCGUGUUUCCAUGUAUACGUUAUUAAGAUAUUAGAAAUUAAUGAUAAGAUUAAAUUCACAGUCGAUAAAGCAGUUUCGCUGAUAAAAGAUAACCAGUCUGUGAAAAUUUUGAAUUUCUGAGAGAUAAUUAAUUUCAGUUCAGUACGUAAUGUUUUUCAACGAAAUAUACCAAUGUACCAUCUGACCAUUUUCUGUUAGAUAAUUUAUGCUAACAAUCCGAAAUAUGGUAAAUUAACGAAGUUGUUCUCAUUUAACGUAUGUUUUAUGUUGAAACACUACUUUGUUUAAAUUGAACUGCGUUAUGUAUUAUUUCUGACAUUAAUUUGAUAUACAGUCAUAACUGAUGAUGCGGAUAAUUUGUCUUAUUUUGUACAUAAAUAUAGCUUAAGGUUUAUAAGCUACUAAGACUGACAUUCGAAGUGUCUACCUGAAAAAAGCUGUGAUACAGAUUGUAGUCACAUUUUUAGUGCGUAUCGUUCAAAGUGUAUUUAAAUAAAUGUGCUACUGUUUAACAAUCAAA